UGCACUGAAAAGUUCAUUUAAGUAACAAAUAAACGAUUGUUCAUUCAGUUUUGCGUUAGAAUUGCAACGAGAAGGACGUGCAAAAUGUUUUCUGGCAUCAUAAUUUUCUUUGUUGUACGAAGUUUGUGGAUUUUCUAUCAAUUUUUGAAGAGAAAACAUAAUUAUUGGAUAGCUCGAGGUGUUGUUGGACCAAAACCAACGUUUUUAAUUGGAUCCUUUCCGAGUAUAAUCAACAAAUGGAGACAUAAUUUGGAUGAGAUUUCAAUUUUGUACGAAAAGUUCAAGGACAAAGCCCCAUUUAUUGGCAUCUAUUAUGGCCUUAAACCAGCUUUAAUGAUACUUGACCCCCAAAUCGCUCGAAGUAUCAUGAUUUCAGACUUCAGUCACUUUACUGAUACUGUCGGAAGUUUCAGCAUUGACAAAGAAAUCGACCCAUUAAUCGGAUUAAAUCCAUUUUUCUUGAAAGGAGAUGAAUGGAAAGAAAAACGAAGUGAAAUUUCACCUGCUUUUAGCAACACAAGGAUCAAAUUUAUCUUUCCUUUGAUGGAAAAAUCAGCCAUUCAAUGCAUCGAAACUCUACUAAAAAGCAAUAAAAAUUUAAAAAAUUUAGAAAUGCGUGAAAUUUGUGCUGAAUUCACAACUAACGUUGUUGCAUCUUCAGUUUUGGGCGUCGAAACUUGUAAAAUCAACUCUUACAACUUACGAAAUUUAUCGAAAAAUGUCUUGAAACCAUCAUUCCGACUUGUUUACGUGCUAUUUUUGGCUCCUUUCUUCCCUGGAAUUGCAAAACGAUUAAAAGUCAAGUUAUGUCGAGACCGAGAAGAGAAUUUACUGAAGAAGUUAUUCACAGAAGCAGUUAAAAAUCGUCCUGAAAAAUCACGAAACGACUUUUUAGACACAAAACUUUUUUCGUAA
This is a messenger RNA of Culicoides brevitarsis, 915 nucleotides long. Its product is annotated as probable cytochrome P450 28d1. The coding region runs from base 85 to 915 and encodes 276 amino acids. The record is from RefSeq and is a predicted model, not a curated record. Gene Ontology annotation, molecular function: monooxygenase activity; oxidoreductase activity, acting on paired donors, with incorporation or reduction of molecular oxygen; iron ion binding. The transcript has 5 exons. NCBI's taxonomy places the organism in Eukaryota, Metazoa, Arthropoda, Insecta, Diptera, Ceratopogonidae.